AUGGUGAGGUCCUUCCUACCAACAGACCUCAUCCCGUACUAUCAGCCUGCACAGGUGCUCUGCUCACAGGCCUGUAUGGAGUAUGGAGUCUCUUUGUGAUGCCUGGGUUUCGUAAAAUCCCAUGGAGCCUCAAGGUGCUUGAGAGUUCCUUUUUUUGUUUUUACCUUCCUGCUUGGCGUUCUUUCCACUAUUUCAAAUAUCCAAUCCUGCAUGUCUGUGCGAAAUCAAAGGCAAGAAGCCGUGACAGAACCUAACUUGCACAUUAACAAUAAUUUGCUUAUUUUGGAGCACAGUGCUCCAUGCUUGCAAAAAAUGUGGGAAAAGAAGAAAAUGUCAGUCCAAGAUGAACAAGAAAACAUGAUGAUCAGGAGCAGAUUAUCAACAGUUCCUUAUUUGCCCUCCAGUAAAGAUCAGACACUGAACACCAUGAAGCUGCUUGAGGGACGAAGAGGACGCUUAGCAGAUCUGGGAUCCGGUGAUGGAAGACUGGUGUUUGCUGCCUCUGCUGCUGGUUUCCAGUGCACAGGGUUUGAGAUUAAUUCUAUUUUAGUGACCUAUGCCAAGAGCAAAGCCCUCUGGAUGGGAGUUCCCUCCAGCCAGGCAACCUUUGUUAAAAAAGACUUCUGGAAGACUGAUUUAUCUUCGUACAACAACGUGACAGCUUUCCUUGCUCCAGGAGUGAUGACAGUGCUGGGUGACAAGCUGUUGAAAGAGCUUCCUGAUGAUGCACUUGUCAUUGCUUGUCGGUUUCCCUUCCCCAACUGGCCACACCAGUCGUCUGUCGGCUCCGGUCUUGACCAGACUUUCGCUUAUGACAUCAGCAGUGUGCGUUCACACCUGAGAAAUGUGCCGAACGCAGUGGUGUAAUACCUCGCGGUCUCUGGGUUAUUUUUUUUAUCCAGUUCUGUCAUUUUCAACAGCACUAAACCCUCCAGACACUGGACAUUUCCUAGCCCAGAAAUGAACAAACGUUUAAAGGAAUACCCAAAAAAGCAGGCCACCAUGAUUACACUGGGGAAAUAUCAGAUUUUAGUCAGUUACACACACUGAUCAGGAGUGACACUUUCAAAGGAUGUUUUUAAAAAUAUUAAGGAUGACUGGGACUUUGCAAGAUGUAAGGAUGAUUUCUAGAUCACUUAGCCUCUGCAGUGUUUCAGUCUUUGCACUACCAGAACUGACUGCGUCUUUGCCAUAUUGCUGACGGUUUUGUUCUGUAUGGCUGUGGCUGUAGCUCAUUUUCUAACAGCUCCUCCACAGCAAUAAGGAUAAUAAUAAGAAUUUUAUUUCCACAUGAACACUAAUAAACCUCCUCAGGGAGGAUUGUGAGUUCAGUGUUUUUGUUUGUUAUUCAGUGGUUUUGGCCCACUUCGUGGGGUUGUAGUUAGAUUCGUAUUUUGUGUUAUACUGACGUUUGUUUAAGAAAAAAACAAAAAAAAUCAAUGCCUAUUAUCCAACUCAGUGCUGCUCUAAGAUUAUUCUAUAGCUCACUGAGCCAGCCAGUGAGCUUUAGGUACACAGAGGCUUUUGUGUUAGAUACAACCACUGCACAGGUGGUUUAAAAUGCUGUAAUUAUCUGCGUCAUCUGAUCCUUGUGGCUCAUAUGGAAUACGUAACCGGGGAGAGGGAUUGGCACUUGACAACCAUAGUUACAUUUGUAACCCUCUGUCUGUCUGUAUGUGUGUUUCUUAGCACUUGAGACAAAUCAGUAAAAUUUUCUGGAAUGUUUUGCCAUUUGUCAGCAAGCAAGUGAUUAGUUAUUGAUUCACAUCACAAUCUUAUUGUGAAUUAAGGGAUUGCGAAGCUGUGGUGGAGGAAUUAGCCCUUUGAGCAUGUUCCAGUGCAUAUCACCGCAGCUGUCUUACUGUAGCACCUGCAGUAAUCAGUGGGGUGACACUGUAAUCCUUCUAAUCGUUGAUAGGCAAUCGCAGUAUACCUGCCGCAGUAUAACCUUUCCACUCAUACUGCUGCUCACACUAAACAGUCUCACAUGUCAGCGCCCAUUUGCAAUACAAUUUACAUUUAGUCUUAGGCAAAGGUAGUUACAAAGGCAGAACAUGUUUGUGUAUGUCACCAUACUGUAAAUU
This is a messenger RNA of Toxotes jaculatrix (banded archerfish), 2084 nucleotides long. RefSeq lists its product as uncharacterized. The record is from RefSeq and is a predicted model, not a curated record. Gene Ontology annotation, biological process: regulation of mitochondrial ATP synthesis coupled proton transport; positive regulation of proton-transporting ATP synthase activity, rotational mechanism; peptidyl-lysine trimethylation. Bases 211 to 867 code for a protein of 218 amino acids. NCBI's taxonomy places the organism in Eukaryota, Metazoa, Chordata, Actinopteri, Toxotidae. Gene Ontology annotation, molecular function: protein-lysine N-methyltransferase activity. Gene Ontology annotation, cellular component: mitochondrion. The transcript is spliced from 6 exons.